Molecule: messenger RNA, 2407 nt
Organism: Poecilia latipinna (sailfin molly)
Lineage: Eukaryota; Metazoa; Chordata; Actinopteri; Cyprinodontiformes; Poeciliidae
Gene: lhcgr
Product: luteinizing hormone/choriogonadotropin receptor
Exons: 11
Coding region: 126-2264 (712 amino acids)
Biological process (GO): ovulation cycle process; hormone-mediated signaling pathway; activation of adenylate cyclase activity
Cellular component (GO): plasma membrane
Molecular function (GO): G protein-coupled peptide receptor activity; luteinizing hormone receptor activity
Source: RefSeq, a predicted model, not a curated record
CCCCCUUUGCGCCGUCAGGACGAUGUGCUUUAACAGCAACAGGCGCAAAUAUCUCCAUGCGCACUGAGGGAUGAGUGGACAGCCCACCUUCUUGGUGUUCGGACGUUUCACAGACGCCAGCAGCGAUGCGGACGCCUCUCCCAGUAUUCCUGCUCUUGUUAGUCUCGUUCUUUUAUGAAUGCACAAGUUUCAGUUGCCCGAGGAUCUGCCGAUGUUCCUCCGAGACGAUCAGAUGCAAGCUUACAGCAGAGGCGGGAAAGGACCAGCGGAACAAAAGACUGUUUCUUUAUCACCUUUCUUUUAAAACUAUAUCAAGCCAUUCUUUUGAGGAUUUGAGAGGAGUUCAGAGGAUUGCGAUUGCUCAAAGUGUAACCCUGGAAACCAUUGAAGCGUUAGCAUUUAGCAAUCUUCUCAACCUCUCUGAGAUUUCAAUUCAAAAUGCAAGGAGUCUGAUGCAUAUCAACAGAAGAGCCUUCAACAACCUACCAAAUCUUCGCCUCUUGAGCAUCUUAAACACCGGGAUAACCCUUUUCCCCGAUGUUACAUCAAUCACUUCUUUCAAAUCAGACUUUAUUCUGGAAAUAUGCGACAACAUUCAUCUGCUUGAAGUGCCUCCAAACGCUUUCACUGGAAUGACUGAGGGUUAUGCUACAUUGAAUCUCUACAACAAUGGUAUCAGAGGAAUACACAAUCAUGCCUUCAAUGGGACAAAGAUAGAUAAGCUGGUGCUGAAGAAUAAUCGAAACCUUGAAAUGAUCCAUAGAGAUGCUUUUCAAGGAGCCACUGGUCCAGAGAUCUUGGAUGUUUCUGCAACAGCUCUCACAAGGUUACCUGCUCAUGGACUGGAGUCGGUUCUGGUGUUGUUCGCUCAGUCAGCGUACAGUUUGAAAAGGUUGCCUCCUCUGAAUGGAAUGGGCAGCCUCCGAGAGGCCCAUCUCACCUACAAUAGCCACUGUUGUGCCCUUCUGAGCUGGAGCCCUCACAGGGACUUCUCAGCUAAUGCUCCAUGGGAUAAUUCUUCUACAUCUUGUAAAGAAGGGAAUCCAUCAGCAAGAUUUCAGAGGGUUAUCGGUGGCACAGGCGACACACCUCCGCUUGGGGGCUGGUCGUUUUAUUCUGAAUCUGACCUGCAAGACACCACCUUUCAAGAUGUGGAUGACCUCUAUUCUCAGUGGGUGGACUUCUGCCACUCAGUCAUCUGCACACCAGAAGAGGAUGCCUUCAAUCCCUGCGAGGACCUUUCUGGGUUCAGUUUUCUCAGAGUUGCUAUUUGGUUCAUCAAUAUACUCGCUAUCACAGGCAACUUGAUGGUGCUGCUGGUUUUCUUUAUCAGCCGAAACAAGCUAACCGUGCCUCGCUUCCUCAUGUGCCACCUGGCCUUUGCUGACCUCUGCAUCGGUGUCUAUCUUCUGGUGAUCGCUACGGUAGACCUGAGGACUCGUGGUCAUUACAGUCAACACGCCAUCGAGUGGCAAACCGGGCCUGGCUGUAGCGCUGCAGGCUUCCUGUCUGUGUUUGGCGGCGAGCUGUCGGUCUACACGCUGUCCACCAUCACUUUGGAGCGCUGGCACACCAUCACCAACGCUCUGCAUGUAAAACGCCAUCUGGUCCUGACAAAGGCUGCGGGUAUAAUGGCAGCGGGUUGGUUUCUGUGUCUGGGCAUGGGGAUGCUGCCCCUGGUUGGCGUCAGCAGCUACACCAAAGUCAGCAUGUGCUUACCCAUGGACAUAGAAACCCCCCUAGCGCAGACUUUCAUCAUCAUCAUCCUGCUUCUCAAUGUGGGGGCCUUCAUCGUCGUGUGUGUUUGCUAUGUGCUUAUUUACUUGGCUGUGAAGAACCCUGAGGUCCCUGAAAGAAGCUCGGACACCAGGAUGGCAAAACGAAUGGCUGUGCUCAUCUUCACCGACUUCCUCUGCAUGGCGCCCAUCUCCUUCUUUGCUAUUUCUGCCGCCUUUAAGUUUCCUCUCAUCACCGUCACCAACUCCAAGAUUCUGUUGGUCCUCUUCUUUCCCAUCAACUCGUGUGCCAACCCCUUCCUGUAUGCUAUUUUCACCAAGGCCUUCAGAAAGGACGCCUAUCAGCUCAUGAACGCAAUGGGAUGCCGUAAAAGCAAGGCCAACAUUUAUCAUUUGAAGGCCUGCUGCUCCGAAAAUGCAAUGAAUAGCAACUUGAGAUCCAAUAAUAAAGAAGCGCAGACUGGAGUGAACAUGGCUCCCAUAUCACAUCAGGAUCUGCAACCUAAGGAUGAGCAGGAGAUAACCUGAAGACAGAAAGGGACAAAAAUAUUUGGACAUGAAGGAUCACUGGGGGUUGGCGAAUGUUUAGUUUUUAAUGGGAUUCCUUACUUGUUGUCAUAACUCCAUAUAUGAUGCUCCACUGUUAAAGACUUACCAUUUUUAUAGGUUAC